AUGCGCUGUUUCAGGGCGUUGCAAACGUCUUCGCUUGCAAACCAGCAGCAGGCGAGGGCAGUGUUAACCGGUGUCCUCACGUUUGGUUACAUAAGAAGAGAGACAAGUAGUCGAGGAGAGGCGUGCUUGCUGGUGUUCGACGGCCGUCGACCGGGCUGCCAGGCUUUUUUGGACGACGUGAAACCUUCCCCAUUGGCGCUGCUGGCAGCGACGUGCAGCAAAAUUGGCGCCAGUAGCGGCAGCACGGGCAGCGACACUGGCGCUAGCUCCCAUGAUGUCGUGUUGGACAGCAGUGGUAGCGAGCCUCUGGUCAGCGUCGCUGCGCAGGACAACUCGAUAACGACCGCUUCCGGCGGUGGUAAGGACAAGGAGCUAAUUCCGUUUGAUGUUCUCCAGUCGUCAACGUCAUCGUCGGCCGCUGUCGCGGUUUCAGCCAAAGUGACGUGCGCUGAAGACAAGAACACUUUCCUGCUGCCUGCGUAUCAGAAUAUCACGGUCGACGGUCAGGAAGCGAUAUUCAUACCGAUAUCCGCGCCUUUGUCAGUGUGGAAAGUUCCCGUCUUCCGUUGUUGCCGGUCCCAAACCCGGUUGAGGAAGGAGGAAGAUUGGAGACCGUGGCGAAGUCCCCACAAAAUUUCGCUGCCUGCCCUUCAUGGUAUUGACGUCAUCGAAAAUGAUACCGGCUCGGUUGUCGCUCGAGUUACCAGGAACCGCGCAGGCUGCGAAAAAUCGACGAUCAGAACCUGCUUAUCGCCUUCUGCUAGCCGGGGACGUAGCAGCGCAACAACGAACGACGAAGACCGACGGAACAACGACGAAGAUACCAGUCAGCAACGGAGUCGCUACCCGUUCUGA
Molecule: messenger RNA, 855 nt
Organism: Soboliphyme baturini
Lineage: Eukaryota; Metazoa; Nematoda; Enoplea; Dioctophymatida; Soboliphymatidae
Source: the annotation of a GenBank genome assembly